Molecule: messenger RNA, 2604 nt
Organism: Plasmodium adleri (nom. inval.)
Lineage: Eukaryota; Apicomplexa; Aconoidasida; Haemosporida; Plasmodiidae
Product: polyadenylate-binding protein, putative
Exons: 1
Coding region: 1-2604 (867 amino acids)
Cellular component (GO): ribonucleoprotein complex; nucleus; cytoplasmic stress granule
Molecular function (GO): poly(A) binding; mRNA 3'-UTR binding; poly(U) RNA binding
Source: RefSeq, a predicted model, not a curated record
AUGAUUGCUACUGGUACGAAUAUGAUGCACCCCAGUUUUUCAACUGCUUCCCUUUAUGUUGGAGAUUUGAAUGAAGAUGUUACAGAAGCUGUAUUAUAUGAAAUAUUUAACACCGUUGGUCAUGUGUCUUCUAUAAGAGUAUGUCGUGAUAGUGUAACAAGAAAAUCAUUAGGUUAUGCAUAUGUGAAUUAUCAUAACUUAGCUGAUGCAGAGAGAGCUUUAGAUACCCUUAACUAUACAAAUAUAAAAGGGCAACCAGCAAGAUUAAUGUGGAGUCAUAGAGAUCCAUCCUUAAGAAAGAGUGGAACAGGAAAUAUUUUUGUAAAGAAUUUGGAUAAAUCAAUAGAUAAUAAAGCAUUGUUUGAUACAUUUAGUAUGUUUGGAAAUAUAUUAUCAUGUAAGGUUGCAACUGAUGAAUUUGGUAAAAGUAAAAGCUAUGGUUUUGUACAUUAUGAAGAUGAAGAAAGUGCAAAAGAAGCUAUUGAAAAAGUGAAUGGUGUUCAAUUAGGAUCAAAAAAUGUUUAUGUAGGACCAUUUAUUAAGAAAUCUGAAAGAGCAACCAAUGAUACCAAAUUUACUAAUUUGUAUGUUAAGAAUUUUCCUGACAGUGUUACUGAGACUCAUUUAAGACAAUUAUUUAAUCCAUAUGGUGAAAUAACAUCUAUGAUUGUUAAAAUGGAUAAUAAGAACAGAAAGUUCUGUUUUAUUAAUUAUGCUGAUGCAGAAAGUGCAAAGAAUGCUAUGGACAAUUUGAAUGGAAAGAAAAUUACAGAUGAUGGACAAAUAGAUGAAACCUAUGAUCCUAAAAAAGAGGAAGCUUCUGCAUCUACAAGUGGAGCAGCAAAUCAAACAACAGGAACAGAUGCUGAUAAGACAGAUAAAAAUGAAAAGGGCGACAGUUCAAAUGCAAAUAAUAAUGCAACAACGGCAGGUGCAACUACGAAUGAUGCUACCACAACACCAGGAGAAACCACAACUGCAACAGCUAAUGCUGAUUCAACAGGUGCUAAUAAUACUAGUGGUUCAUCUCCAAAUACUAAUACAACAACAGGUAGUAGUAAUAAUUCUAUUAACUUAAAUGAAAAUAAUAAUAAUGCUGCUGGUACUAAUAAUAAUACUUCUAACAACAACAAUAAUACUACUAGUGGUAGCAGUAUGAAUAAUGUUGGAAGUUCUAAGAAAGACGAAACUGCCGCAUCGGAUUGUGCAGAUACACCAAAUAUUUUAUAUGUUGGUCCACAUCAAUCAAGAGCUAGAAGACAUGCAAUAUUAAAAGCUAAAUUUGACAAUUUAAAUGUAGAGAAUAAGAAUAAACACCAAGGUGUGAAUUUAUAUAUAAAAAAUUUGGAUGAUGGAAUUGAUGAUAUAAUGUUAAGAGAAUUAUUUGAACCAUUUGGUACUAUAACAUCAGCAAAAGUUAUGAGAGAUGAAAAAGAACAAAGUAAAGGUUUUGGUUUUGUAUGUUUUGCAUCUCAAGAAGAAGCAAAUAAAGCAGUAACAGAAAUGCAUUUAAAAAUAAUUAAUGGAAAACCAUUAUAUGUAGGAUUGGCUGAAAAAAGAGAACAAAGAUUAUCAAGAUUACAACAAAGAUUCCGUAUGCAUCCAAUUAGACAUCAUAUGAAUAAUCCAUUAAAUACCCCAAUGCAAUAUGCAGCCCCUCAAUCACCACAAUUACAAUUUAGUCAAAAUACCUUAAGUUAUGGAAGACCAGUUAUAACUGCCUUUAAUCAAAAUAACUUAAUAUCAUGGAGACAUCAACAAGCUGCUCAACAACAAGCAGUACACCAACAAGCCGUACAUCAACAAGCAGCUCAACAACAAUUAAAUUUUAAUACAAACUUAAGAGGUCAAAUUAAUCAAAUGAGAUUAUAUACACAAAACAAUAUGAUGAAUAAUAAUUUAAAUCAGAACAAACCCAAUGCUCAAUUACAUCAUAAUCAACAAUAUGUACCAAAUGCUUUAGCUCAAAAUGGACAACAACAACCAAAUUUAAAUGCAGCUGGUCAACAUAAUGCUCAACAAUUACAACAACAAGGAAAUAAUCAAUUGUUAAAUAAUAACAUGCGUAAUAUGAAUAAUAGAGCUAAUCGUAAUAUGGGAAAUAUGGGUAAUAUGAAUAAUCAAAAACAAAUGCCAUUAAAUAUAAAUAACAAACAACAAAAUGCAGCAUCUCAAGCUAACCAAAUGAAUCAUCAAGCUCAAGCACAAGGAGCACAAGCACAACAAAAAAAUCCACAACAAAUGCAACAAGUUCCACAAGGAAAUAAUUUUAAAUUUACUGCACAAGCCAGAAAUCGUAUGGAGUUACCAAAUAAAAAUGCAAACAAAGUUAAUACAAUGAAUAAUAAUAUGAAUGUUAAUUUUAAUAAUAAUUCUACAUUAACAGCUGCAGCAUUAGCAUCUGCACCACCAUCUAUGCAAAAACAAGUCUUAGGAGAAAAUUUAUUUCCAUUAGUAGCUAAUUAUCAUCCAACCUUAGCUGGUAAAAUUACAGGAAUGAUGUUAGAAAUGGACAACUCAGAAUUACUCAUCUUGUUAGAAAAUGAAGAACAACUUAAAAAGAAAAUAGAUGAAGCACUAGUAGUCUUGCAAAAGGCAAAAUAA